AUGGCGAUUCGACGAUGGUUUGCACGGCCUCUCAUCUUUGCAAUCAUAAGUGCAGUGGUCUGGUGGGCGAGAAGGAGGCAAGAGAGGAAGCUUGGCAAUAGCACAUGCUUCGCGUGCAACCGUUGCCACGUCCAGCUGUACGCUUUGUCGGCUCGAUCAACCGAUGGCGGAUUCUACUCUUCUGGUUGCUGGGAAGAGCAGAAGGUCCAUGCAUCCACCCACGUGAAGAUGGUGAUGUACCCGCCUCGCACCCCGCAAUGUGGUGUGUGUCAACGGGUGGCGUCUCGGUUGUUGGUGCCGGAGUUGUGUGGAUACCAGCAUGCAGACCCAGAAUGGACAAAGAGAACAACACCGCCACAGUGGACUUGCGACGAAUGCUACAAAGGUCCAAGUAAAGCUGUGCUGUACCACCAUCUCCAUAUGCUGUCAAAGCUCGAUCUGCCUUUGCCCCUCACAUCUCUACACGAUGUAGAUAUCUACGUGACGGACUUCUGUUUUCCAAAGAAAGGUGAUGCUGCAGCAAUGCAAAAGCUUUUGACGGGGCGUAUGCAAAAGUGCUACAAACAUUUGCACAUCAUCGAUGGGGUGGACGCCACCGCUUCGGACUUGGUGGAGACGCAUUGUCAUGGUUGCGCACCGACUGUGAUUUUAUGGGGCAGCCCUCACAUCAAUGUCUUGGCGGACCAAAAGCCCACUAACCAGAUCAAGCAAGAAUCGGGCAUGCAUAACUGUGAGUGGAAGCUAGAAGCUUUUCGUUGGCUGGCCAAACAUUACCCGUCGAGUUUGAUCUUAUGUCCUCUCAGCAGCCAUCACCAUUUGGGCACGGCCGUGAACCCGAUGAUGCAUCUAGCAAGUGACGACGGGCUGCUGGCCUAUGAGCCGCUGGCAUCGCAUCCCUUUCACCUUCAAAGGUUAUGUGGUCCCUGUGAGUUGGACGUGCUGUCCAACAUGGACGCGGCUGGAUCGGUGGAUGUACGGGAUGCAGUGCUAAGCGCUUGCGACCGUGCCAUGCAGGACAAAGGUCGUGCGUCCAUUUUGUUUCUAGGCGAAUAUACCACGUCCUUGGCCUACUCGAUUUUGAUGUAA
Symbiodinium sp. CCMP2592 is the source of this 1086-nucleotide messenger RNA. The record is from the annotation of a GenBank genome assembly. NCBI's taxonomy places the organism in Eukaryota, Dinophyceae, Suessiales, Symbiodiniaceae.